AUGGACGUGUUCAAGGUGCGCCUGAACUGCAUCGACCACUACCAAGCGACGCCCACUCAAUAUGACCCCUGUCUCCGAAACGAUGUUCGGCAUUCUCAACUAUUCAAGGAGCCCAAGGUCCCGGUGAUUCGCGUUUUUGGCUCAACCCAGACUGGUCAAAAAGUCUGCGCGCAUAUACAUGGCGCGCUUCCAUACCUCUUUAUCGAGUACAAUGGGAAGUUGGACCAAGAAGAAGUUGGCGCCUUCUCCUACAGACUGCAUCUGUCAAUUGACCAUGCCCUCGCCGUGAGCUAUAGGCAGGAUGCCUAUGCUCGGGACACGCCCAAGUAUGUGGCGCGCAUCACACUCGUCAAGGGUGUUCCUUUCUAUGGCUUCCAUGUCGGCUAUAAAUAUUAUCUCAAGAUCUAUAUGCUCAACCCCGUGGUCAUGACCCGGCUGGCCGAUCUGCUGCACCAAGGUGUCAUUAUGAAGCGGAAAUUUCAACCGUACGAGGCGCAUUUGCAGUACAUCUUGCAGUUCAUGACCGACUACAACCUUUAUGGCUGUGGGUACAUCGAGGCCAGCAGUGUCAAGUUCCGUGCCCCAGUGCCGCAGAUAGACGACGAUGACAUAGACAGCGUCAUGACUCCCCAUAUCUGGCACAACCAGUCGAUAUCUCAAAAACAGAUAACAGAUCACCACUCGUUACCAAGGGCCAGUCAUUGUCCCAUCGAGGUUGACAUAUGCGUACAGGAUAUCCUCAAUCGUAAAGAUGUCAAGGAGCGCAGACUUCACCAUGACUUUGUCGAGCGUCUGAACCCCUUACCCACCGAUAUGAAGCUAGUAGCCAGCAUGGCAGGACUGUGGAAGGACGAAACGAAACGUCGAAAAAGACAGUUGGGCAUGUCAGAUCCAAAAAGCAGUCCAUUUCCUGCCGAGGUGCUUGUCUCAAUGUCACACGAUCCGCGAGACUCACAGCCUGCCGGCUGGCUGCACGAGGAAGAAUUUCGUGCGGAGAUUGAAGAGCUCAUAAAGGCUGAGAAGGCCAAUGACAAUUCGGACUUAACAUUCGACACGUUUGUGCCAAGACCGCCCCCUCUUGAUUCAGCUAUCAAGACUGUACUUGAGUCUGUUGAGGAUCUGUACCCUCAAUACUUGGAAGCAUCCUUAGGGGAGAUGUCGACCAUGUCGGUUGACUUUGAUCCUGCAAGCAGUAUUGACGUUGAUGAGAGAGGCGCGCGUCGGCUAGGCAGACCGGAAAUUAUGGACGAGGACCCUUGUCCGGAUGAUUCUGAUGAAGAAAGACUACGAGAAGCCCAGCGUAUGGAGGAGGCCAAGAAACAGAAUCAUUUGCAGGAUUAUCCCACUACAGGUUCGAUAAACGGACUCGUUGGACUUGCUGCCAGUAGUCUGGUCACUGGAAGGCGACCAGAUAUACCCAUAACGCAAGAGCUCAUCGAUGCUGCUGUUGAGGAAGAUCUUUUGAGUGAGAUGCCAACUUCUUCGCAACCGCCAAAGUUACGAGAGGGUUUAAAGCGACAUGUCCAUCCAACAGAGGAAGAUCAUGCUUCAAAACGAGCAAGGAUACGACCAGCUCGCAUUAACAACUUGACAUUCGUUCCCCCUGAGGAUCGUCUAUCAGCCCGCUAUGAACGCCGUGUUGAUGUGUCCAAAGCCGAAAGUCAGCUCCCAUCGUCUUCCCAGAGACAGGCAGUGGAUGAUGCCUCCCCGUUCCGUACCCCUGUACCGCGCAAGUCAUCUAUGAUGCACAACUCGGCAUCCAAGUCAGUUAAUCGUAAGCUCAGCUUUGCUGUCGUCAAGGAUCCGAAUGACCCUGAGACAAAGCUUCGAUUAAGCCAAAAUUCAAACUCGCAAGGCAGUGACACGUCAGAAACCCCGAAGCAUCUUACUUUCGAUUCGUCAUUUCCAGGACCGGAGGAAGCCUCACCACACAGGGAAGGAAACCAAGAAUUCUACCAGGUGGGCCAGUUGCCGAAUCCCUUCGCACCCUCCGACAAGUCUCAGGAAAAAAACUACUCGGAUGAUGAGGCCAUCGUAAAUACUUCAAUGGUACCUGUCUGUCAUGUCUUGCCCCCAAGUGCGGAGGAAGUCUGCGCAACUAUGGCGGAGUACGGAAUACCCGAUGUCGUAUACCAGGACGCAUAUUACAGCAAAGAGAAAGAUGUGCCACUUCGCCCAAGAGAGUUUGCUGGUCGUCAAUUUCGGCUUCGGGGCAACACAUUACCAUAUCUGCCUGAUUUCACCGCUGAUAGGCCUUCACCGGAAUCGUGGUGCCCUCCGGAGGAACAACUACCAGACAAAUCAAAACUUAAACUCGAGGAGGAGAUACGUCUGAAUAAAUGCACAAUCAAAACAUGGGAAAUUGCACAGCCACCUCCGACGUUCGAAGAAGUAUCCGACUGGUGGGAGCAAAAGGAGUUGAAGAAGAAGGAGGUCGGAGCAAGGCCAAGGAGCCACCGAGUCUCCCCAAAAUCGACCCAGAUUGCUCGUCGCCAUCUUUCACAAAUCGAAGGAGCGACCCCCAAGAACAAGCAUGGAUUCAAGUACUCGCAGAAGCAAAAGACUACCAGCGUUCAGCAUGAGGUUGCUUACAUGAGCACAAUGAGUAUCGAGGUUCAUGUCAACACCAGGGGAAAGCUUGUUCCUGAUCCGGAGAAGGAUGAGGUCAAGUGCAUAUUCUGGUGCGUUAGGUCGGAUGAUCAAUCCACCGACGCUAGCACCCAGGCUCCUGAUGGUAUACAAUCGGGCGUUGUGGUUUUAUCAGAAGAAGGUACGCUGGCUGAGCGCAUGAAACACCAAAUUAAAGGCGAGCUCUUGGAGGAGACAUCCGAGCUCGACCUCAUGGUUCGUAUGGUUGAGAUCGUUCGAACACAUGACCCAGACAUCCUGACAGGCUACGAGGUUCAUGGUGGCUCGUGGGGCUAUUUGAUCGAGCGGGCAAGAUACAUGUACGACUACAAUCUCUGCGAUGAGUUUUCGCGUAUGAAGUCGCAGUCUUAUGGAAGGUUUGGCAAGGACGCAGACCGAUGGGGUUUCAACACUACUUCGACAAUCCGAGUAACGGGCCGACACAUGAUCAACAUCUGGCGUGCUAUGCGAGGAGAGCUCAAUCUACUCCAGUAUACAAUGGAGAACGUCGUCUGGCAUCUGCUACACCGCCGGAUACCACACUACUCGUGGCAGACGCUCACAACCUGGUAUGGUAGUGGACGCCACGGGGAUCUUGGGAAACUGCUACGCUACUACCAAACAAGGACAAGACUUGAUAUUGAGAUUCUCGAAGAGAAUGAACUGAUCUCGCGUACGAGUGAACAGGCAAGAUUGCUUGGCGUCGAUUUCUUUUCUGUGUUCUCUCGUGGGUCACAGUUCAAGGUUGAGUCCAUCAUGUUUCGGAUCGCGAAGCCCGAAAACUUUAUGCUCGUCUCACCGAGUCGAAAGCAAGUUGGCGGGCAGAAUGCAUUGGAGUGCCUGCCGCUGGUGAUGGAGCCACAGAGUGCAUUCUACAACAGUCCGGUGCUGGUACUAGACUUUCAAAGUCUGUAUCCCAGCGUCAUGAUUGCCUACAACUACUGCUACUCGACGUUCCUGGGACGGAUCGUUGACUGGCGUGGAACCAACAAGAUGGGAUUUGCCGAGUAUCGAAGGCGAAAAGGGCUGCUGGAGUUAUUGCAAGAGCACAUCAACAUCGCACCCAACGGCGUCAUGUACACCAAGCCUGAGAUCAGGAAGUCACUGCUUGCCAAGAUGUUGACAGAGAUUCUGGAGACAAGAGUCAUGGUCAAGAGUGGCAUGAAACAAGAUAAGGACGACAAGACCCUCCAGCAAUUGCUGAAUAACAGACAGCUGGCUCUCAAGCUGCUGGCAAACGUCACAUAUGGCUACACGUCUGCGUCAUUCUCUGGGAGGCUCCCGUGUUCGGAGAUCGCCGAUAGCAUUGUACAAACUGGCCGUGAAACUCUGGAGCGAGCCAUUGCCUUCAUUCACUCUGUCCCGAAAUGGGGCGCUGAAGUGGUCUACGGGGACACAGACAGUCUUUUUAUCCACCUCAAGGGUCGCACAAAAGAGCAGGCAUUUGAAAUUGGGAACGAAAUGGCCAAGGCAAUUACAGAUAUGAACCCGCGGCCCAUGAAACUCAAGUUUGAAAAGGUAUACCUGCCUUGCGUUCUGUUGGCCAAAAAGCGUUACGUCGGGUACAAGUACGAACAUAUCGAUCAAGAAGUGCCUGAUUUCGACGCGAAAGGCAUAGAGACAGUCCGCCGUGAUGGGACACCAGCGGAGCAAAAGAUAGAGGAAAAGGCGUUGCGGCUGCUCUUUGAAACGGCGGACUUGAGCCAAAUCAAGGAGUACUUUCAACGACAAUGCAACAAAAUCAUGCGUGGCCAAGUGUCGAUCCAAGACUUUUGCUUCGCCAAGGAAGUUAAGCUAGGCACAUAUAGCGACCGAAAUGGAGUAGGUCCCCCACCGCCUGGUGCACUCAUCAGCACAAAGAAGAUGCUGGCCGACCCGCGAGCCGAACCACAAUACGGUGAACGUGUUCCCUACGUGGUCGUCACAGGUGCCCCUGGGGCGAGGCUUGCCGACAGGUGCGUGCCGCCCGAAGACCUGCUGUCGCCCACCGGUGCGCACCUAAGGCUCGACGCCGACUACUACAUAUCAAAGAACCUCAUUCCGCCUCUGGAGCGUAUCUUCAAUCUAGUUGGAGCGCACAUCAGGGGCUGGUACGACGAGUUGCCGAAGGUACAGCAGGUCAGGCGAGUCGUCGUUGAUUCAGGGAACGGCAACAACAGCUGGUUCGGGGGCAUCAUUGGAAACAAUGGAGCGCAAAAGGCCAAAAAGGUCACACUAGAAAGCUAUCUACAGGUGAUGAACUGCGCAGUAUGCAAUGUCCGAAUCCGCCCCACUGCCCAAAAAAAGAAAGCGCCCGCACCCCGACAACAACUACCACCGGUGCAGUACCACCCUCUGUUUGGGUUCGGCCGUUUUGGCCCGCGACCUCCACCUCAACCGGCCCCCAAGACGAAGAAGAAGAACCCUGCAAACGACGUUGUGGUAUGCGGACGAUGCACACGCCACGCCCAGGAAUCGCUCCUCCGGCUCCAUGCCAGGCUGGCACACGAGCGCAAGCGAUUCUCCGAGGUGGCAGAUGUGUGUCGAAGCUGUGCCGGCUUGGCCCCCGGCGACGUCGCUAGUGUGCACGACUGCGAUAGCAAGGACUGUCCAGUUUUUUACACGCGAGUCAAACAGGCCACGAAGCUUCGGACCGAAAUGAGCAUCGUUGAGCCGGUAAUUAAGCAGCUGGAGGCGAGGGUUGCCAAAAUGAGGAAGAAGGCUUUGGAAUGGUAG
Molecule: messenger RNA, 5343 nt
Organism: Pyricularia grisea
Lineage: Eukaryota; Fungi; Ascomycota; Sordariomycetes; Magnaporthales; Pyriculariaceae
Exons: 1
Coding region: 1-5343 (1780 amino acids)
Biological process (GO): error-prone translesion synthesis; double-strand break repair via homologous recombination
Cellular component (GO): zeta DNA polymerase complex; nucleus
Molecular function (GO): DNA-directed DNA polymerase activity; nucleotide binding; DNA binding
Source: RefSeq, a predicted model, not a curated record